AUGAAAUCAGCCAAGCCUGCCGCUCUCGUUAUUGGCGCCUCUCGUGGUAUAGGUCGCCAGAUAGCGAUCGAUCUUGCUCGAAAUGGCUACGCAGUAAUGCUCUCCGCCAAAACGACCUCAGACCCGAGCCAAACAACUCCCUUUCCCCCCGACCCCAACUCCUCCUCAUCUACCAUCAACACCGUCGAGCGCGAGAUUCACAUCUCCGGCGGCACUGCCGCCUCCAUCGCCGCCGACGUGCGCGACUCGCAGCAAAUUCAAAACGCAGUGGCCGAGACCCUGCGUGUCUUUGGACGGCUGGACGUCCUCGUCUACAACUCCGGGGCGAUCUGGUGGUCCUCCGUGGAGGGUACACCCCUGAAAAAGUUCAAGCUGAUGCAGCAGGUCAAUCCCGAGGGACUGUAUGCAAGUGUACAGGCGGCGUUGCCUGCGUUUGAGAAGAAUGGAUGGAAGGGGCGGAUUGUGGUGGUAUGUCCGCCGAUUUAUUCAAGGUUUUUCCGAGGAAAGACGGGGUAUGCUAUGGGCAAAGUCGGAAUGAGCGUGUUGGUCAAGGGUCUCGGUAUGGAUUUUGUUCGACAGCAGAGGACUGAAAUGGCGAUUACUGGGAUAUGGCCUGCCGUGGCAAUCGAGUCCGCGGCCACCGAGUUUAACAAUUCCGACGACAAAUCGUACAAGAAUGACCUGCGUAAACCGACCAUCUUCUCGGAUGCAAUCUUAGCCAUGCUUCGUGCUCCCCCGGCACGAGUGAACGGCCUUCUAGACACCGACGAAGACUUUCUCCGGGAAGAAUGCGGGGUGACCGAUUUCUCCAAGUACGCGGUGAUCCCUGGAUCCACGCCUCGGCGGAUCAUGCCAGCAAAGUUCCCCACUUUGGAGGUUGCGGAGCAAGAUGACGAGGGCAAGAGGAUGGAUAGUGCAAAGACACGGGCCGCUAAGAUAUAG
Messenger RNA from Penicillium oxalicum, 942 nucleotides. RefSeq lists its product as uncharacterized. Lineage: Eukaryota; Fungi; Ascomycota; Eurotiomycetes; Eurotiales; Aspergillaceae. The transcript is spliced from 5 exons. The coding region runs from base 1 to 942 and encodes 313 amino acids. The record is from RefSeq and is a predicted model, not a curated record.